CACCACUACGCUGUUAGUAUGCUCCACCGUCUAGGCCCGGCAUUGACGGUCUACGUUGACGUUUCGUGGCCGAGUGCUCGAAGGUAGACAGGCCUGCCACCCAGCCAGCCGGCAAUUAGAACUCUGAGAGAACAACAUCCAGUGACCAGUAACCAUACGUCGGGGUCUGGGCGAAGCCGUAGCGAAGGUUUUCUGUUUCACUCUUUCAUGCGUUCCUUCGAGAGGAUCGAGCACAUGGGAUCGCCGAGCAUAGGCUAGCGCUUGUGAUGGCAGUUUCUUCUAAACCGUGGCUGCGAUCGGAUCGUCGAGAUCAUCGUGUUUAGCAAGCAUGUCCACCACGGAGGUUCACUAUUCGGUGGAGAAGCGCCCGGAAAGUUACGACAAGUACGAGUUCACGUUACCGGAGCUGUACCGGAAGCUGGCGAAGGAGGAGCUUCGCGAGGACGAUGAGAUUCGGGAGCAAUCGUUGGAGCAGAUGAGGGAAUGGAUCGCCAAACAUCCGUACAUCCGCAAGUGCCGCACGGAUUCGUCGUUUCUGUUGCGGUUCCUGCGCUUCCGGAAGUACUCGGUACCGAUGGCGUGCGAAGCCCUGGAACGCUAUCUGGCGAUGAGGGAAACGUUUCCCCAGUGGUUCAAGAAUCUGGACUGUAACGAGUCGGUAAUGAGCGAGCUGCUUUCGGAUGCAGUCUUUAUGAAGCUGGGACAGGAUGGCGAGGGCCGCACCGUGCUUCUGUGUAUCGUGAAGAACCUGAACGUGGAGAAGUUUGGUCCACUGGCACAGGGCCGAAUGGUGGCGCUCUUGAUCGAGUCACUGCUCGAGUGGGAAGAGGUGCAGAUCGGUGGAUUCCGGGUGAUGCUCGACUUCAGUGAGUCCGUCAUGAAGCAUUACGGUGUUUGGGGCGUAUCGGAUAUGAAGAUCUUCAUGGAUGCGAUCAACCGCUCGUACCCGAUACGCUUCCGAGAGAUUCAUGGCGCAAAGCUACCCAAGUUUGCCGUCACCGUGAUCAAUCUGCUUCUCACGUUCGCCAGUACGAAGUUGAAGGAGAGAAUCAUCUGUCACAACACGGUCCUGGAGAUGAAGAGCAAAUUCGACGCCUCGCUGUUACCGCAGGAGCUCGGUGGUGAGCUGGACGGCGCCGAUGCGACACGCAAGUUUCUCAAGCAUCUCGAGACCAGACGGAGCGCUAUACUGGGGCUCGAUGAUAUGGACAUCGAUACAGCCCACUUUUCGUCACUCUGGAGCCAAUCGAAUGUCGUCGAGAACGAGGUUGAGGGUGGUGUUGCAGGCAGCUUCCGCAAACUGAAUGUUGAUUAACUGUUUGUUUUUACUUUACUCCUUAAUCCUAAGGCUUAUACAUUGAAGGCGAUGAUAUACAUUCAUUCUGCAUUCUUUUAACCGUC
Messenger RNA from Anopheles darlingi, 1401 nucleotides. RefSeq names its product retinaldehyde-binding protein 1-like. Gene Ontology annotation, molecular function: phosphatidylinositol bisphosphate binding. The transcript is spliced from 2 exons. Bases 329 to 1315 code for a protein of 328 amino acids. Lineage: Eukaryota; Metazoa; Arthropoda; Insecta; Diptera; Culicidae. The record is from RefSeq and is a predicted model, not a curated record. Gene Ontology annotation, cellular component: membrane.